AUGAUGUAUGAGAUGGGAUACACAGAUGUGCUUACAUCGAUUGCAAAGGUCAAGAAAUCGUGUUUACCAUCGCAAUGGAAUGGGUUGCUGACAUUGCUAAUCAAGGGUUUGGCAGAAACAUAUGGUGGUUCAGACACAACAAGCAAAGGCUUUCUUACCAUUCUUUAUGGUUUAUACAACGGGAUCAACCUAGAUUAUGGCACUAUAAUCUGUUCCCAAGUAGUGCAGAGUUUAAACACAACGACCUGUCAUUUAGAGAUCUCUUGUGGUCGUUUCUGGACCCUGAUUACAAAGAAGGCCAUGGAUUCUUUGGAGAUACCUGUCAUGAAGGAUGUUCUUCUUGCCUCUAUUGCCUCAUUCCAUACAAAGAAGAUCAUCAUAUCCGAUCCAAGUAAGUUUCAUCACUAUGGAUUGAUUCCGGAAUCCAUGUACAGGUGUGUUUCGGCACAAAGCAAUGUGAUGGCCGAAUACCGUAAACACUCUCCUCUUGGUCCAAGGGUCCUGUCUGAAGAACAACAAGCUACACUGGAUGCCUUGGAUCAGCCUGCUAACAGAGGCAAACGGGUUAUAAAGAAAGAGAAAGAAGAAACUAAGGAGGGUAAGCCAAAAUCUUCAAAGCGUAAGUCUGCUGAAGGGGAUUCUUCUCAAUCAAAACCGAAGAAGAUAAAGAAGAUGGCUAACAGACCCAAGGGGAACUUUUCUCCUGGAUCUGAUACGGUUGAAGAUCAAGACGCAGAAGCCGAGAAUCCUCAGGUUUUAACCAGAGCGCAAACACCUCGAAGAUCUCCAACCCCACCUACAUCUCCUAAAGGUACCAAAAUCCCAACUCCACCAGCCCCUCCCAAAACUACUAAAAUUCCCACUCCACCUACAUCACUAAAACAGAAAGCUCCACUUUCUGCUCCCACUGAUAUACCACCCAUUCUCACCGAACCAACUUCACUACCCCCUUCAACCAUCAUUACCUCUGUUCCUGUCUCAACUAUACCUCUCUUAACUCCUCUCACAACCGAAUCCAUCACUAUCACCAUUCCCAAAAUCCUAGUGGAAGUCAAUGUAUCUGAUACAGGGGCUACUACUGUGAUUGAUACUCCUGUUAUCAACAUACCAACAUCCCCAACCCCAUCCUCUACCUCUGGUGCUACUCUUGGUGGAGAUGAUGAGGACUAUGAGUCGCUGUAUUACAGUCCUUAUAGAAUUCCAACAGAUAAUGAUCCUGAUGCUCCUGUCACCAGUCAACAUAUACAGGACAUUAAUGAAAAGUUGGAUCGACUGCUUGCUGAUAGCAAAGCUUAUGGCAGUGUUGUUUUAAAAGCAUUCUUGGAGACUGCCAUUCAGCAAUACACUGAUGCUAUUGAGAAAUCCACAGCAACAGUUGAUAAGUCAACCGCUUCUUGUUCCAAGGCCACAAAGGAGGUUACUGAGGUUGUUCACACAACUCAGCUUUUCCUUGAUUCUCUGAAAGCUCAUACUGACACAAAUGCGGCAAAAUAUCAAGCUUCGAUGGACUCCUUCUCUAAAACUCUUCAAGAUGAAACCACAAAAUUUGAAGCCCUUCGUACUGAUCUCAAAACAGACUCCACAUCUUUUCUCCAAUCUCUGGAUUCUCGUUUUGCUUCUCUUUCUGCAGAAAGUACGUUGAAGGAGGACCUGAUAAAACACCAAGCCACAAUUGAUCUCCAAAAAGUUCAACUGGAUCAGGCAGAAAAAGAGAUCUCUCUGUUAAAGACUCAAAGGGCAGUUUAUCAAAGUUGUGCUGGUGAUGUGAAGAAUAUCUUGACUACUCUUCUUGAACCUCAUGAUCCCUUAUUGACCUUAACCAUCUGGAAGCAUCGUCAAUCCAAAAUCAUUCCUGCAAUUACAAUUCUCAGUGAGAUGAAGGGUGUCUCGGAGAAGGUCUUUCUUCCGAAACAAGGGGCAGAAGAGAGUGCAGAUCUGAAAGAUAAACUAGAACUGAAGGAUAAUUUAGCUUCGGUUUCUGGAAAGCAAGUUCAAGUUGAUAGUGAUAGUGAUACUGAAGAGACUAUCGCUGAAGCCCUUAAAAGAAAUAAGAGGGACAAAGAGCUUAAUGAAACGGUGAAGGUGGCACAAGAGGCAAAGAAUAAGGAAGAGGAGGAUGUCUUGCAAUGCAAGAAGACGCUGUUUCCAGAAUGGGACAGAGAUACACUCAUCAAUCAGGUGAUUGAGUUCCUGCUAUGUACUGGUUGGAACCGAUUGCUUCAUUUGAUUGUGAUAAUUCAUAGGACUCGCAGUUCGACAUGCCAAUCACAAGAAAAGCAUUUACCUUUCAUUGUUUCGAUGUAA
Messenger RNA from Lactuca sativa (garden lettuce), 2304 nucleotides. The record is from RefSeq and is a predicted model, not a curated record. NCBI's taxonomy places the organism in Eukaryota, Viridiplantae, Streptophyta, Magnoliopsida, Asterales, Asteraceae.